Molecule: messenger RNA, 5788 nt
Organism: Megalops cyprinoides (Indo-Pacific tarpon)
Lineage: Eukaryota; Metazoa; Chordata; Actinopteri; Elopiformes; Megalopidae
Gene: ap4e1
Product: adaptor related protein complex 4 subunit epsilon 1
Exons: 21
Coding region: 89-3481 (1130 amino acids)
Biological process (GO): intracellular protein transport; receptor-mediated endocytosis
Cellular component (GO): AP-4 adaptor complex; membrane coat
Molecular function (GO): cargo adaptor activity
Source: RefSeq, a predicted model, not a curated record
CUGGUGGGGUACACUUCUUCCCUUGUAAAUAGAUUAUUUUAAAAUAACGAAAUAUAUUUUAAAUAAGUGUCUUAAUGUAAACGCUGAAAUGAGUGAUGUUGUUGAAAAGACUCUCACGGCUCUUCCAAGUCUACUGUCGUUGGACACGCAGUCUGGAGCCGGAAAACUUUCUGCUACUUCGAAAUUGGGAAAUCUGAUCAGAAGCCUAACUGAAUUGACAUCCAAACAUGAGGAGGAAAAACUCAUUAAGAAAGAACUGGCUGCUAUAAAGGAACAGGUCUCCUCUCCAAACACGCCCUUGAGACAGAUGAAAGAAAUAAUGGUGAGAGCUGUGUACUGUGAAAUGCUUGGGUAUGAGGCCUCUUUCAGCUACAUUCAUGCCAUCAAAUUGGCACAGCAAGGAAGUGUUUUGGAGAAGAGAGUGGGGUACCUGGCUGUGUCAUUGUUUCUGAAUGAAAGCCAUGACCUUCUGCUCCUACUUGUGAACACAGUGUUGAAGGACUUGCAGAGCACAAACCUCAUAGAGGUGUGCAUGGCUUUGACUGUGGUCAGCCAGAUUUUUCCCAAAGACAUGAUACCUGCUGUUCUGCCAUUAGUGGAGGACAAGUUAACACACUCAAAGGAAAUAAUAAGGAGGAAAGCAGUGCUAGCUCUCUACAAGUUUUACCUGAUCGCGCCCAAUCAGGUUCAGCACAUCCAUGACAAGUUCCGGAAAGCUCUGUGUGACAAGGACCCUGGAGUCAUGACCGCCUCUCUGCACAUCUAUUUACAGAUGAUAAAGGAGAACCCAGACGGCUUCAAGGAACUGACGGGGAGCUUUGUGACCAUACUGAGGCAGGUGGUGGGAGGAAAGCUUCCUGUGGACUUCAAUUACCACAGCGUCCCUGCCCCUUGGCUGCAGAUCCAGCUGCUCAGGAUGCUGGCCUUCCUGGGAAAGGAGGAUCAGAGCACCAGUGAGAUGAUGUAUGAAGUCUUGGAUGAAUCCUUACGAAGAGCAGAAAUUAACCAUAAUAUCACUUAUGCCAUAUUGUAUGAGUGUGUGAAGACCAUCUACACAAUCCACCCAAAGUCCGAACUGCUGGAGAAAGCAGCCAAAUGCGUCGGGAAGUUCGUUUUGUCACCCAAAAUCAAUUUAAAAUACCUUGGACUUAAGGCCCUGACUUAUGUGGUCCAGCAGGACCCCAACCUUGCUCUGCAGCACCAGAUGACCAUCAUAGAGUGUCUGGACCAUCCCGACUCCAUCAUUAAGAGGGAGACUUUGGAGCUACUGUACAGGAUUACCAAUGGGCAGAAUGUGGCAGUGAUUGUGGAGAGGAUGCUGGAUUUUCUCAGGCUGGGCAAAGGCGAGCACACCACCAUUGACCUGGUGGGGAAAGUCGCUGAACUGGCUGAGAAAUAUGCCCCGGACAAUGGCUGGUUCAUCCAGACCAUGAACACUGUGUUCUUUCUUGGAGGGGAUAUGAUGCAGCCAGAAAUCCCAAACAACUUCCUCAGACUCCUGGCAGAAGGCUUUGACAAUGCGGAUGAGAACAGGCAGCUGAGGCUGUAUGCUGUGGACUCAUACCUGUCCCUGCUGCAGACGGAUGCCUCCAGCCUGCCCCAGCGUUUCCUGCAGGUCAUCAGCUGGGUUCUGGGGGAGUUCUCUUUCCUGAAAACAGGCCUGGAGCCCACUGUGGUCCUGGUGCACUUCGGCAGGCUGCUUGAGCAGGACCGCAUCACCACGGAAACCAAGAUCUGGAUCCUGUCAGCGAUGUGCAAACUAUGCAGGGGCGAGGCAUGCAUGGAGGAGGCAGCGCAGCGGUACAGCAGCUCCCUGAGCACAACACUGCGCCAGCAGGCCCUAGAGCUGCACACACUCAGUCAGAAUGAGGGCCUGAGGGCCAGUGUGCUGCCCAGAGAUGCCAGCUGGGAUGAGCUGGAGAUGGACUCCUCCUUGUCUUUCCUGGAUGGCUUUGUGUCGGAUGCUUUAGCCCAAGGUGCCGCCCCUUACAAGCCCCCCCACCAGAGACAGGAGGAGCUCUCCCAGGAGAAAGUGCUGAACUUUGAGCCAUAUGGCCUGUUACUGCCCGUCAGUCUGUCGGCUGGGAGCCUGACAGACAGACAGUCCCCCACAGGCCUGUCUCUGAGCUCCGGUCUCUCUGGCAACAGUGCUGAUCUGCCGCACAAAGGAGGCUCUAACACACUAAAGCUGGAGGGGGUAAGGCGGGUUUGGGGGAAGGAGGGAUACCUCCUUGAGAAAGAAGCAGAGGUGGAAACAGCAGUUGUGGUGCCCAGCCCCCUGGAGUCUUCCCGCCAGCAAGACGAUGCUGAGAGAGCCCCGCUAGAUGCGCCGGCCCUGGGCCCCACUGCUGAAUACGAGCAGGUGAAGCAGCAGCUGGCCUCGUCUCUGUUUGUGGGCCUGGGGCCACAGAAUGAGCCAUGUCUGAUGGGGAAAUCUGAUGCGCCGCUGCAGCGGUUCAGGAGGAAGAACAAAGCCCAAGAGCUUCCAGUGGACACCAGAAAGAAGCUCACAGACACUUACUCCUCACACAACACCGUAGAUAGCCUACUGGACAAGGACCUGCUAGACAGCCUCUCCAGCCCACAAGGGGAGGGACAGACGAGACCCCAGGAUACACCCCUGCACAGUGACCUCAAGGACACACUGAAAUCUCAGGCUGUUGACAGACUGUCCAGAGUAGAGGGGGAGUCUGAACUACUAGGGGGUGACAUGGAGCUUGAGCCUUUCUCUGAGCAGUCACACAGACAGGCAGAGCCCUUGGGCCUUGGCCUGAUGUCCCGGCUCCCCCUGGAACUGUGCGAGCUGGGCCACUCACAGAUCCUGAACCUCUCCUCUGACCACACCUUGUCCCUUUCAGUCUGCAAAGUCUACAGAGAGGAUGCUCUGGUGCUCGUCAUCUUCAUAUGCAACACCAGCAGCUCCCCUGUUGAUGAGAUAUCUGUGCAGCUGAGCUCAGAAGAACUGAAGGUUUUAGAUGGCCUGGAUGGGGCAUUGCCAGCACUUGAAAGUCACGGCAUGGAGACCUUCCGGUGCAGCAUGGUGAUGGAGACCCCCUUGGUCCAGUCGUCAGUGAGUGGGACAGUGACGUACCAUGCCUGCGCAGGGCUGGCCCAUGAGUUGCAGUUCUCGCUGGGACUAACCUUAGUAGACUUCAUCAGGCCCCUGCUGCUUUCCACAGAGGAUUAUGGCAAGCUGUGGCUGGCCUUUAACCAUGAUGUGAAGCAGAACCUCCAGCUGCUGGCUGAUCAAGAAGACUCUCUCUCAGCCACGCUGAACACCCUGACAGAAAAACUCCAGCUACACCUUGUGGAUAUUAUAGGUAUGGAGGGCAUCGUGGCCUGUCAACUGCUCCCGGGCCGCCCUUGCCUGCUGCACUGCCAUGCCCAUACAGGCUCCCUGGCAGUGUGGCUGCGCUCACCUGUGCCAGACCUACCCGACUGCCUGCUCUACCACUGCCAAAAGGCCCUGCGGGAGAGGUGAGCCAUAGCCAGGGUAACAGGAGUUCCCCCUCAUAGUCAUGUGGUAGGGAAGUAACCAUGAAGACCAUCCUGCGCGCUAUGAAAAUACGCGUGGAAGCUGUCAUGGAGAUUGCAUGCGCUUAACUAGGAAGGACUGACGGUUUAUGCCUGGCUCAUUCACAUGAUCUCAUGAAUAUCACACUGGUUAAUGUUAUGUUAUAAUCUGUCCAAUGUGUCUUUUUACUUUCUCCUCUCCUCUAUCGUAGUAUUUAUUUACUUAGCGGGUGCUCUUAGCGGAUCCAGCUCACAUUUCUACAUAUUCUUCCUUUAUACAGCUGGAUAUUUAGUUCACAUUAAGGCAGUGCAUGAGCUCUGCCCUUGGGUUUGAGCCUGUAACCUUCUGGUUGCCAGUCCGAGUCACAGAGCCUCAGCAUCAGCGUGGCCUCUUCACUGCACUGAGUAUUCAUUCUUUCAUUCAUUUAUUUUAAAAAUUGUAUUUAUUUGUAUUUAAUACUGAACGUCUGGGGAUAUUUUUUGCAUGUAUGUUUUGAAUGUUCAAAAAUGUCUUUGCCGCUUAACUGCAAAUACCUCUUAUCUCAGGAAAACAAGGCAGGAGCAUCCUGCUCCUACAUGACUGACACACGUUGUGUGUGCUUCAUGCGAGUAUCUGAAGAGCUGCGGCCUUCAACAUAAUUGCUCCACAGGUAUAAAUUUGGACUUAAUAGACCAUGGCAGGCUAUAAGAUACAGAUGAUCAAGUGCUCCAGCACCCCAUGUGUAAAAUUAACCAAUUUCUAUAUAGUUAUAAUUUAAAUAUUUCAUACAUGUUUGAUUCACAAAAUGUUAAAGGUUAACACAUUAACAUGGAUAAAAAGUUGAUAUUUGUUGGCAGUUGCAUCUCAUUUGGCAAGGUUAGCCUAGCAGGCUAUUUUAGAACAUGCUUCUUGGGCACAACAAAAACAUGCCCAUGGGCACAUCUUUGAGGGCCACUGCAACAGAGCAUGUUUGCAGUCUUAUGCUAAACCCUGGUGUACUUGUCGGUUGAGAAACCUGUCUGAUGUCAGAGGAAAAAUUCCAUGAGAGAACUGACCACCAUCUGGUCAGGACUAUUUGACUGGAAACACACACUCUAAACGGGUCUGGAAAACUCUGGUUUUCAUAUAAAAUGCCAGCAGUGAUAUAAAAUGACAGCCAAAUCAAUAUUGAGAAGUGAAACCAUGGCAAAUCUCUAAACAUAACCCUUAUGUAGCAUUACUGAGCAGAACCCCAUAAAACCAUCAGAUCUCUGGUUGGCUGUUUGAUUAAUCAUCAAAUUCACUUUAAAAAAACAAAAAACACUUUGUCAUGUGACCUGGUUGGUAGAUUUGUCCUUUGGAGAAUCUGGCUGAUUGACACACACAUACACACAGAUGAACUAUUUCCACAUGAAUCAAUUUCUUAAUGCAUGCUUCUGCAUUAAGAGCUCCACCAGCCUCAGUGGGCUUAACAAGUUUUAGGCUCAGAAUUUCAUAUGAAGCAUGUACCCUUGUUUUCUGAUGGGCUGCUACUUGUCCCGGGUGAACUGCCUGAUUAUUUUGGUGCUGGACGUUCAGUUUCAAAAUGUAAUCGUUGGUCACUUGGUUACUCUCCUAAGCAAUUUAUGCAGUCAGUCUGGCAAUUUAAACACAAACUAAUGUUUGCUCGGGUAAGUUAAGUCAGUUGAUCAUCACCAACCGUAACCUGAGUGGCAUUCUUUGUGAAGCACUGUGGUCCGUUGGCUUCCAGCAUCUGAUCCCUUGUAGUAUUUCAACUGACCAAACAUUUGAACAUUUCCCAUUAUCACUUGAUUAAACUGCUGCUUUGUUCUCAAAGUCUUAAGCGCAUGUUUCAAAAGGGUCAGCAUUUUUAAACAAUGUACAACCUACAAAUCUCCUGUUGCCUGAAGAAUCACUGAUGUUGAUGUUUGAGUUGAAUAUGGUGUACUUGGGAGAUCAGAGUCACUCUUUUGCACCAUUGUGUUUUUUGGGGCAAAAUGUCAAAAUGUAUGCUUAUGACUGCUUGAAAUGUAAAUAUUAUCUCAAGCCCCACACUUGGUAUCACAGGACCUUUAAAGUAGCCAGCAAAUCUCCCAGCCUCAGUUUUUGCAUUUUAAUACAAUGAUGUAAGUAAAUGUUCAGAAUGAAUUCCUUGUGCACCGGGUCUCUCUGACACUGUCAGUUAUUGCCAAAAGCACUUUGGUGGAGAAUGAUAUUAAUGGAACUGAACAACACAUCCUAACACUAAAAAAGGUAACCAAAGGCCUUAUGUCUCUGUGUUAUGUUGGCACGUUUAUUCGCAAAGCGAAAAAUGGA